This is a messenger RNA of Colletotrichum truncatum, 2178 nucleotides long. Lineage: Eukaryota; Fungi; Ascomycota; Sordariomycetes; Glomerellales; Glomerellaceae. The record is from RefSeq and is a predicted model, not a curated record.
AUGGCUCCUGAUCGGGGUUUUCACGACAACGACCUUGCUGUGCAGAUUGGAGCAGCGCAUGCCCGUGGCACCAACCGCGAGGAUACUCCUGAGCAAAAGCUGAUGAUACCUGGCCGCAGCUUCACUCUUCGCGGUCUCUUUGUUGGCCUUUUGGUCGGCCUGGUAAUCUGUUUCUCAAACAUGUACUUUGGCCUGCAGACGGGUUGGGUGAGUACUAUGACUAUGCCCGCCAGUUUGAUGGGGUUCGGCAUUUUCAAGGCACUCGCCCGUCAUCUAAAAUUUCCCUUUAGUCCUGUUGAAAAUGUCCUCGUGCAGACUGUUGCUGGGAGUAUGGCUAUAAUGCCGCUUGGAUGCGGCUUUGUCGGUGUAAUUCCUGCGAUGAACUACCUGCUCACUUCUGAAGAGCAAGGCCCACUUCACAUCAGCCUCUGGAAGCUAGUCGUUUGGUCCUUGGGUCUCUGUUACUUUGGUGUUGUAUUCGCAGUUCCUCUGCGGAGACAAGUAAUCAUACGUGAGAGGCUGCGCUUUCCUAGUGGCUUCAGUACUGCCGUGCUCAUCGGCGUGCUGCAUGGACAGACUCGAAAAUCUGGCCCCGGGGGGUCGAGCGAUACCGUAUCUGGUGGAUUCGCGAGUCUGGUACCACGUGGCGAUUUGUCGCCUGAAGCAACUCUUAACUCUGGCUACAAUGCGAACAGCAAUACCGAAAACUCCAGCCUAGAAGACCCGGAGAGUGGGACACAGAAGGAAUGGGCCGAGAACACGAGGCUAUUGCUGAUAUGCUUCGGAAUGUCUGGCUUCUACACACUGUGUUCCUACUUUUUGCCGUCCCUUCGCAACAUCCCCAUUUUCGGAACCACCGCUGCCCGGAUCUGGCUAUGGACUCUUAACCCAAGCCCGGCGUACGUUGGCCAAGGGAUCAUCAUGGGGCCCGAGACGACUCUGCAUAUGCUUUUGGGUGCAGUCGUAGGCUGGGGUAUCCUUUCUCCUCUGGCUAAGUUCCAGGGCUGGGCACCUGGCUCCAUCGAUGACUGGGAGACGGGAAGCAAGGGCUGGAUCGUUUGGGUCUCACUUGCUAUCAUGCUUGCUGAUGCUAUCGUAAGCCUUGGGCAUAUUGCAUUUCGACCACUUAUUCACCGGCUAGGCACUUCUGAGGCCAAAAUGCUUUGGCAGCAAACGCUACAUAUGCUGCACCAUCUCUUAGGAGCCCCGAAUCACUCCAUGCGAGGUUACUCGGCUUUAACCACUGAAGAGCACACAGAACCGACCGUUACUUCACAUCUCCUACCUGGACAAGAGCGAAACUCGGUUGAACGAUUGACUGCUUCAACCCCGACCAAUGAGAGCCCAACUGAGAAUGAGGUGGACGCCCCUGCGGACCAACAAAUCAGCAAUAGAGUUGUAUCGCUAGGCCUCAUCUUAUCUAUUAUCCUUUGUAUUACGACGAUCCAUAUCGUCUUUGGCGACCUUGUUCCCCUUUACGCGACCAUUGUCGCUGUUCUGAUGGCACUUCUUCUUAGCAUUAUGGGAGUACGGGCGCUUGGCGAGACCGACCUGAACCCCGUGUCCGGAAUUAGCAAACUUGCACAGCUCUUCUUCGCUCUGAUCAUCCCGCAGUCGAACAAAUCAAGUGUUUUGAUUAAUUUAGUUGCGGGAGCUGUGUCUGAAGCAGGUGCUCUGCAAGCUGGUGACCUCAUGCAGGACCUGAAGACUGGCCAUCUUCUUGGAGCCGCACCUAAUGCUCAAUUCUGGGGUCAGGUGAUUGGUGCGACGGCUGGUGCUAUUGUGAGCGCUUUUGUGUACAAAUUGUAUACAGCCGUCUACACCAUUCCUGGCGACCUGUUCCAAGUUCCAACGGGAUACGUCUGGAUUUUUACGGCUAGGCUCGUUACAGGCAAGGGGCUGCCGCCCAUGGCAAAGGAGUGGGCGUUCGGCUUUGGUGUCAUAUUUGCCAUUAUGACCAUCGUUAGGAUUACGACGAAUGGAAAGCCAUGGCGGUCUCUAGUACCGGGAGGAAUUGCUGUGGCCGUUGGGAUGUACAAUGUUCCGUCCUUCACGCUGGCCCGGACUAUAGGUGGCCUAUUGAGUUGGAUUUGGAUUUCUCGACGACGCCAGUCAAGUACGCCGUUGAUUGUACUCGCAUCGGUGGGUCACCCCGGUCUCCCUCUAGGGACCCUUUGA